CGGCUGGUUCCCAAUAGAAAAAAUAAUACAGUGCGAUUUAUUCAUUCAUUCGCUCACUAUUUUGUUCUAUUCACUUCAGUAAUACCGAAAUAAAUAAACCACGCAUGGUCCAUUGUUGGUCUUUCAAUAAUUUUUAGUAUUCUCGGCAUUGUUUCUUUUUAUAGCAUUGCCGCACUUUAUUUUUUCAUAAACAUAAUUUUCUCUAUUUUCAUUCAGUCCAUCUUUCACCAUAUCUUCGGUAUUGUAACAAGACGCGUCUUAUUUUUCUUCUAUUUCCCAUUUCUUCCUUCUCCUCACCUCUACCAAUACCUCUAUUUCCCCUCCCUCUUUAAAUACUUUUAUAUUCUACAAUGAAGAUUUUUGGCUGCAUAGUCGGUUUAGCUUUGCUGUCCGUUCAAGUAUCCUGCCUGGAAUCCCCGCCGGGUGCAGAAACUCUCGCCGCCUGCACAAACAUAGCGGUGCGCAAGGAGGUGCGUUCUCUAACCUCCGCCGAAUGGAGCGCCUACACGGAAGCAGCCAAGGCAGCGUACAAUGACAAGUGGGUCGACUGGUUUGGCUACCUUCACGAUCGCAUCGCCAUGCCAAUUCACGGCAACUCCAUGUUCCUCGUGUACCAUCGCGCAUUGACUCGGGAUUACGAGAAGAUCCUGCGCGGAUACAAUCCCUCUGUCAGCGUACCCUAUUGGAACUCCAUGGUGGAUUACCAGAAGCCCGACACUUCGGCGGUGUUGAGCAACACGGGUGUUGGCGGCAAUGGCCAGGGUGACGGUGGCUGCGUCAGUACUGGGUUUGCAAGCACCUGGGAGUACUCCUACCCUAGCAAUCAUUGCUUGCGGCGCAAGUACAAUAACGGAGCCAGUAUUUCCCCAUGGUACUCGCCCGAGUUUGUCACUCAUAUCUUGCAGUCAUCGGUGAAGUACUCGGAUAUUCGCGCAGGGCUGGAGAACUCCAUCCACGGUGUGAUACAUCUGAGUUUGGCCGGCGAAAUGGACACGAUGUACUCGCCAGAGGACCCAGUUUUCUGGAUCCACCACGCCAACAUUGACCGCCUCUUCUCCCAGUGGCAGGCUGUUAACCCGGAUGAGCGCACAUACCAGAUUGACGGUGCUGCUCCGGAUGGCUCCGUUAUGACCCUCAAUACGCCGCUGGUCGGUGGCACCAGCAAGCCGACUUACACCGUUAUGCGCCUGGGGUACGGCGACAUGUGCUACACCUACGAUACAAUUGAAAAGGCCACCGCCGGCGAUGAUGCCUCCCUGCUUAAGCGCAAUGUUCAGAAGUGCAUCCCACGCCCGAACCCCGCUACCGAGGCCAUCAAGCAACUGCCUGUGCACGUUCUCGAGAAAUUCUACCCGUCUUUCGCUAAUGGCACGGUUAACCCGCUGGAAAAUGAAAUGACUUCGCUCACUCCCCUGCAUCCUAUUGGUUACGAUGGCACGUUUGUGCCAAAAUCUCCUAAUGAGGAGCUGCGUGGUAAGAUGCCGGUGCCGGCGAAACUCACAGCAGAGUGGAAGAGUAUGCAGAAUGCCUGUGAGGAGGAAGUUAAGGAGCUAGAGGACCGCGCUUGUGCUAUGGUUGAGGCUUUGAACAAGGCCAACUACCUCUCGCCUUAUCUUUUCUAAAGAUAAUGUUUUUCCCUGUUUUGUUUUGAUUUUGAUUUUGAUUUUCGUUUUUAUUCUUCUAUUUAUCGUUUGAUUGGCUAAUAAGACCAUUCUACAUCUGACAUUUGUCAGUUAAUAUAUAUUUGUAUCCAUUCAAA
This is a messenger RNA of Kickxella alabastrina, 1759 nucleotides long. RefSeq lists its product as uncharacterized. Gene Ontology annotation, molecular function: oxidoreductase activity. The transcript has a single exon. NCBI's taxonomy places the organism in Eukaryota, Fungi, Kickxellomycota, Kickxellomycetes, Kickxellales, Kickxellaceae. The coding region runs from base 351 to 1622 and encodes 423 amino acids. The record is from RefSeq and is a predicted model, not a curated record.